Neomonachus schauinslandi (Hawaiian monk seal) is the source of this 2025-nucleotide messenger RNA. RefSeq names its product calpain 9 (gene CAPN9). The record is from RefSeq and is a predicted model, not a curated record. The transcript is spliced from 19 exons. Gene Ontology annotation, molecular function: calcium-dependent cysteine-type endopeptidase activity; calcium ion binding. Gene Ontology annotation, biological process: proteolysis. Lineage: Eukaryota; Metazoa; Chordata; Mammalia; Carnivora; Phocidae. Bases 1 to 2025 code for a protein of 674 amino acids. Gene Ontology annotation, cellular component: cytoplasm.
AUGCCUUACCUCUAUCGGGCCCCAGGGCCCCAGAAGCACCCGGUUCCCAAGGAUGCCCGCAUCACCCACUCCUCAGGCCAGAGCUUCGAGCAACUGAGGCAGGAGUGCGUGCAGAAGGGAGUCCUGUUUGAGGAUGCAGACUUCCCAGCCAACAGCUCCUCUCUCUUCUAUAGAGAGAGGCCCCAGAUCCCCUUCGUGUGGAAACGGCCAGGGGAAAUAGUGAAAAACCCAGAAUUCAUUCUUGGAGGGGCCACCAGGACAGAUAUCUGCCAGGGGGAGCUUGGGGACUGCUGGUUAUUAGCUGCCAUUGCCUCCCUGACGCUGAACGACAAUGCUCUGGCUAGAGUCGUCCCCCAGGACCAAAGCUUUGGACCCGGUUAUGCCGGAAUAUUCCACUUCCAGUUCUGGCAGCACAGUGAGUGGCUGGAUGUGGUCAUCGAUGACCGGCUGCCCACCUUCAGGGACCGCCUGAUCUUCCUCCACUCCGCCGACCACAGCGAGUUCUGGAGCGCCUUGCUGGAAAAAGCCUACGCCAAGCUGAAUGGGAGCUAUGAGGCUCUGAAGGGGGGCAGCACGAUCGAGGCCAUGGAAGACUUCACCGGGGGUGUAGCAGAGACCUUUGCAACUAAAGAGGCUCCAGAGAACUUCUAUGAGAUUCUAGAGAAGGCCUUGAAGAGGGGCUCUCUGGUGGGCUGCUCCAUUGAUAUCAGAAAUGCUGCAGAAUCUGAAGCCCGGACACCUUUUGGUCUCAUUAAGGGCCAUGCCUACAGUGUGACAGGAAUUGACCAGGUAAACUUCCAAGGCCAGAAAACGGAGCUCAUCAGAGUCCGGAACCCUUGGGGCCAGGUUGAGUGGAAGGGGUCCUGGAGUGACAGUUCCUCCGAGUGGCGUUCCAUUGGCGCAGCCGAGCAAAAGCGUCUGUGUCACACGGCUCUCGACGACGGGGAGUUCUGGAUGGCGUUUAGGGACUUCAAGGCCCACUUCGACAAAGUGGAAAUCUGCAACCUCACUCCUGACGCCCUGGAGGAGGAUGCUCUCCACAAGUGGGAGGUGACGGUCCAUCAAGGAAGCUGGGUGCGGGGCUCCACGGCCGGGGGCUGCCGCAAUUUCCUGGAUACCUUCUGGACCAAUCCACAAAUAAAAUUGUCCCUGACUGAGAAAGAUGAGGGGCAGGAGGACUGCACUUUCCUCGUAGCCCUGAUGCAGAAAGAUCGAAGGAAACUCAAGAGGUUUGGAGCCGACAUGCUGACCAUUGGCUACACCAUUUACCAGAGCCCUGGCAAAGAAGAGCAUCUGAACAAAGACUUCUUCAGGUACAAUGCUUCCCAGGCCAGAAGCAAAACAUUCAUCAACCUGAGAGAAGUCUCCGACCGCUUCAAAUUGCCCCCUGGGGAAUACAUCCUGAUUCCCAGCACUUUUGAGCCCCAUCAGGAAGCCAAUUUCUGCCUGAGGAUCUUUUCAGAGAAGAAAGCCAUCACCCAGGACAUGGAUGGGGACGUGGACAUUGAACUUCCGGAGCCUCCGAAGCCGACUCCACCUGGCCAGGAGACAGAGGAGGAACUGCAGUUCCGGGCCCUGUUUGAACAAGUUGCGGGUGAGGACAUGGAGGUGACAGCGGAGGAACUGGAAUAUGUUUUAAAUGCUGUGCUGCAAAAGAAAAAGGACCUCCAAUUCAAGAAGCUAAGCCUGAUUUCCUGUAAAAACAUCAUUUCUCUAAUGGAUACCAGCGGCAACGGGAAGCUAGAGUUCGGGGAGUUCACAGUGUUCUGGGACAAGCUGAAGAAGUGGACAAACCUUUUCCUUCAGUUCGACACCGACAAGUCGGGCACCAUGUCCUCCUACGAGCUGCGGAGCGCCCUGAAAGCCGCAGGCUUCCAGCUGAGCCAUCACCUCCUGCAGCUGAUCGUCCUCAGGUACGCGGACGAGGGGUUCCAGCUCGGCUUCGAUGACUUCCUCAACUGCCUUGUCCGGCUGGAGAACGCAAGCCGCUGUAAUCCCCGGGAAAACCGCACUUGGGACAAGUGA